AUGCCAAUGGUUGCAAUGUUCAUUCUCUUCGAUUUCGUCGUUGAAAACCCACUACAUGCUGAGACCAGGGGAAAUCUGUCAUACUUUAAUAUAGUUGCUGCCCACUAUGCCAGACUCGACUUGUUAGUGCAAGGCACCAUUCACGAUGCUAGGUCGUUAACUGGAGAUCCGGCAAAUACCGCUAGCAAUACUAGUUCAGUUAAUGGACCCAGCGUCCAUCGAGAGCCACUUGACGACAGUUCGCUCGAGGUUGAACAUCCUGAUUUCAUGUCACAAUUUGACUUUCAGCAGCUGUCAGCUACAAGGGCCAAUAAUAUGAUGAAUGAGAUGGACGAAUGCGGCAUUUCGCUCGCUGGAACAAGCUAUCUGGACUUUCCAGGCACAAGCUCCUUAUUGUACAUGUCCAUGCCAGCGCCUGACUAUGGCAUAGCUCGUUUCUUUCGUGAUUCGCUCGGCUGGAUACCGGAUGGCAACCUUGAGUCAUAG
Bipolaris oryzae ATCC 44560 is the source of this 486-nucleotide messenger RNA. RefSeq lists its product as uncharacterized. The coding region runs from base 1 to 486 and encodes 161 amino acids. Lineage: Eukaryota; Fungi; Ascomycota; Dothideomycetes; Pleosporales; Pleosporaceae. The transcript is spliced from 3 exons. The record is from RefSeq and is a predicted model, not a curated record.